Populus trichocarpa (black cottonwood) is the source of this 2857-nucleotide messenger RNA. Its product is annotated as acetyl-coenzyme A synthetase, chloroplastic/glyoxysomal. Gene Ontology annotation, molecular function: acetyl-CoA synthetase activity; AMP binding. The record is from RefSeq and is a predicted model, not a curated record. The transcript has 18 exons. Bases 351 to 2591 code for a protein of 746 amino acids. NCBI's taxonomy places the organism in Eukaryota, Viridiplantae, Streptophyta, Magnoliopsida, Malpighiales, Salicaceae.
AUCAACAAGAAGGCACCACCACAGGCAUGCAAAUAGAAUAGCGACAAAAAAAGAAAAGUUAUCGUUGAAAACGAAACGUGUGAAAGAUAGAUAACUCCCAUAGUCCCAUCCCGUCUCCUCCAUCUUCAAAACCACCCCAUGAGUUCUUCUCUGCUUCUACAACAACCAUCAUCACCACUACCAAAAUAGUAAAGGCUACAGCUACCAGCUAGCUGGGCAUGUCAAGGUGGACGUGGUGUGGGUCAACGAAAAUAUAAAUAUAUCAGCAAAAUAUCCUUCGGAAGUUGGCUCAGAAUCCCUGGAUUUAAGAUCUCAAACGCGAUUUUGUUUUUGUUUAUCAAGGAGGAGAGAUGCAGACUCCGGUGUCAAACAGCAAAUUCGUUGGAAGUCGAGUUCCCUUCUUGUUUCUGAAUAAUAAACAAUCACCAGACAGAAGAAUCACCUCCAUCUCUACCUCCUGUGUUUGCUCAAUUUGGAAUAAUUAUCACUACAAGAGGAGGACUCGGAUGGCGACGGAUAAUAAGCUGAGGCACGUGACAUCAAUGCUGGAGUUGCCGUCUGGAGCCGGCAAGUUUUCUGCCCUCCACGCCGUUAUAUUAGGAGAAGCACUUGCUUCUGAAGAGAACGAUCUUAUCUUUCCUAGCGAUGAUUUCGCUCGUCAAGCUCAUGUUUCCUCUCCUCAACAGUACUUGGAGAUGUACAAAAGGUCCGUUGAAGAUCCGGCUGGUUUUUGGUCCGAUAUUGCUUCUCAGUUCUAUUGGAAAAAGAAAUGGGAUCAACCUGCUUGCUCUGAGAAUUUUGACUUUCGCAAAGGCAAUAUCAGUAUUCAGUGGUUCAAGGGAGGCUUGACCAACAUUUGCUACAACUGUUUAGACAGAAAUAUUGAAUCAGGAAAUGCUGAUAAGAUUGCCAUUUAUUGGGAAGGCAAUGAUCCUGGUUUGGAAGACAGUUUAACCUACUCCCAGCUCCUCGACAGAGUUUGCCAGCUAUCAAAUUACUUGAAAGAUGUUGGUGUUAAGAAGGGCGAUGCUGUUGUUAUUUAUUUACCAAUGCUCAUGGAGCUCCCCAUUGCCAUGCUCGCUUGUGCCCGUAUUGGUGCUGUUCACUCGGUUGUAUUUGCAGGAUUUUCUUCAGAAUCUCUUGCUCAGAGAAUCGUAGACUGCAAACCAAAAGUUGUGAUUACUUGUAAUGCUGUCAAAAGAGGUGCCAAGGCUAUACACCUUAAAGACAUUGUUGAUGCCGCCCUUGCUGAAUCUGCAAAAAAUGGAAUAUCUGUAGAUGUAUGCCUAACUUAUGAAAACGAAAAUGCCAUGAAGAGGGAAGGCACUAAAUGGCAGGAGGGAAGAGAUGUCUGGUGGCAGGACUUUGUCCCCAAGUAUCCUACUACUUGUGAGGUGGAGUGGGUUGAUGCAGAGGAUCCCCUUUUUCUGCUAUAUACUAGUGGAAGCACAGGAAAGCCAAAGGGAGUUCUUCAUACAACGGGAGGAUACAUGGUUUACUCUGCAACAACAUUCAAGUAUGCUUUUGAUUACAAACCAUCUGACGUCUACUGGUGCACAGCUGAUUGUGGUUGGAUCACCGGGCAUAGCUAUGUGACUUACGGACCCAUGCUUAAUGGAGCAUCUGUUGUCGUAUUUGAAGGGACUCCAACUUAUCCUGAUGCUGGGCGAUGUUGGGAUAUUGUUGACAAAUUUAAGGUGACAAUAUUCUACACUGCCCCUACCCUGGUGCGCUCCCUGAUGCGUGAGAGUGAUAAGUUUGUUACUCGCUAUUCACGCAAGUCCUUACGCGUCCUUGGAAGUGUAGGCGAGCCCAUUAACCCAAGUGCAUGGAGGUGGUUUUUCAAUGUAGUUGGAGACUCACGGUGCCCUAUAUCUGACACUUGGUGGCAAACUGAAACUGGUGGUUUCAUGAUUACUCCACUACCAGGUGCCUGGCCACAGAAGCCUGGUUCUGCUACUUUCCCUUUCUUUGGUGUUCAGCCUGUCAUUGUUGAUGAGAAGGGUGUUGAGAUUGAAGGAGAGUGCAGUGGGUAUUUGUGUUUAAAAAGCUCAUGGCCUGGUGCAUUCCGAACUCUUUAUGGGGAUCAUGAACGAUAUGAAACCACGUACUUCAAGCCAUUUGCUGGCUAUUAUUUUACUGGUGACGGCUGUAGCAGGGACAAAGAUGGAUACCACUGGCUAACCGGAAGAGUUGAUGAUGUCAUCAAUGUGAGUGGUCAUCGUAUUGGAACUGCUGAAGUUGAAUCUGCUCUUGUUUCACAUCCAAAAUGUGCAGAAGCUGCUGUGGUUGGUGUUGAGCAUGAGGUUAAAGGACAGGGGAUUUAUGCCUUCGUUACCCUUGUGGAAGGUGAACCUUACAGCGAAGAACUUCGGAAAAGUCUUAUACUCACAGUGCGGAAGCAGAUAGGAGCAUUUGCAGCACCUGAUAAAAUUCACUGGGCUCCUGGCCUUCCAAAGACAAGGAGUGGAAAGAUAAUGAGGAGAAUUUUGAGGAAAAUUGCUUCCAAGCAGUUAGAUGAACUCGGAGACACCAGCACACUUGCGGAACCACAUGUGGUGGAGCAACUCAUAGAACUUGCUGAUUGCUGAAUUUCCUAACUCGCGGCAUGGGAGGUCACUACCGCAAGUUAUAUUAGAGGCUCUCUCCAAGCUCUAAUUAACCAUGACAGUUACUCCAGUUCAAUAAAAUUCCUAGUAUCAAUAUUUCAUUUAUAUGAGGGUACUUCCAUGGCUUCUGCCAAUGUGCCAUGUUCAUCGAAUACUAGUGAUUCCAUUUGUUUAUUGUCUGUCCAUGUAAUGCGUACAACUUUGGCUGCUUCUUUCUGAUGCAACGUAUGAAUUAGCAGUUUUUGAUC